Galendromus occidentalis (western predatory mite) is the source of this 1266-nucleotide messenger RNA. RefSeq names its product golgin subfamily A member 7. The record is from RefSeq and is a predicted model, not a curated record. Lineage: Eukaryota; Metazoa; Arthropoda; Arachnida; Mesostigmata; Phytoseiidae. Gene Ontology annotation, biological process: peptidyl-L-cysteine S-palmitoylation; protein targeting to membrane. The transcript is spliced from 2 exons. Gene Ontology annotation, cellular component: palmitoyltransferase complex. Bases 191 to 595 code for a protein of 134 amino acids.
UGACAAGCACAUAUACUGGCUGCUGGGUGCUACAACAGAAACAGCAGCAGACCUUUGGUUGUCGUAGGUGGUGGAACGCUUGUUUCGUUAGAGCGCCCUAGGAGCGCUCUGAGAGCCUUCGAAGGCUCGUUCGAAUCGAGGCACCUGCCUGCCAAAGGCCCGCGUCAAAAUUUCGUUUAAGACUGAGGUGAUGGCGGGGGGCGGGGGACCACAGAGCCCGACGAACAAGGUGUUCGUCCAACGGGACUACACAGAGGGUACUGCCGUACGCUUCCAGAACAAGUUCCCGCAGGAGCUCGAACGCUACGUGGAGCGUCAUGUGUUCGAAAACACCAUCAACACAUUGAACAAUUUCUACCGACAAGCGGAGAAAAUAAACUCCAGCUCCUUCUGUGAAGGAUGCCUGGCGUGUAUCUCAGCCUAUUUGUUGUACCUGUGUGUGGAGACUCAUUACGAGAAGUACGUGAAGCAGGCAGCGAGCUUCAUCGACCAUCAGAAUGAAACAAUUUACGUACCAAGGGGCUUGUAUAUCACGGAUCCUCUCGAGCGAGGCCUCCGAGUCAUUGAGAUCACUCUCCUGGAUGCCAGGCCUUGAACGUCGAGUUUGUGCCUACGCUCUUCAAGGUCUAACAUCCAUGUAACCACUAGUCUCGGACUCAUCGGCGGCGCGCAAGCCUGGCCACAAUCGAUCUGCUACGAAACGCGGGCGUGUCAGCCAGAACAAUCGCGACAGCGGAUCGGAGCCAAGGUUCGAGCGCCGUGACAUAAUUGGCUUCCGACUGUUGAUCUAGCAUUCCUGCUGAAGAAAAAGUCCAACCCGCCCGACGAGAAUAUGUAUUAGUGAAAAUUCUAUGGGAGAACGCUGUGAAAAGAUGAAUGGUGAUCAUAUUCAGAACUUUUACGAUGAAUGAUGGAAUGAUUGCCCCGACGAUAACUCAUGACUCCUAUCCUUUACGGACGUGAUAAUUGAUGCAAGUUUUAUAUCAAACUCCAUCCACACUAGCACCGAGGAGAACCCGAAGCAGCUUGCUUCGUUUCCCGGAUCUGUCUCACACUGGUAAGACUCGACGACGACGAGGACUCAAGAUCUAUGACCGGCGACUGCAUCCGUCAUGUCUGAGAUUGCGACUCAUUGUACAAAAACAUAUCCUCCCAUCAAACGAAUCUAACCGUCGACCUCAUUCGUGUGAAUGAUCGCUCCAACCCUGACCGACACUCGUGAAUUUGGAUCAAAGGUGUCAAUCGAAUAAACAUGAAUUUAUCCCG